AUGCCUGUCAAGAUGCAUAACUUCUACGUGCCUAUUGGUGGUUACGUUAAUGACCCAGCGCGUGGUAACCAGGAACCACGACGACAUAGAUUACAGGCAGCAGUAUCACAGCAACAACCACAGUUGUAUCGUGUGGAGCCACCGAAGGCUCCUGAACCAACCCCUGAAGAGCAAGGGUUUACUACUAAAUUAAGACUUAAUAUACCUGAACAUUUCGAUGUUGGAGUAGACAAAAAUGUAUCAGCGAAAGAUGAAGAGAACAUAGAAUGCUGGAGAGGUACUGGUAUAGGUCGUAAUGAUCAAGUUGAAACGCGAGAUUUUAAAGUUAGACCUGGAAAUGUUGAUACAGAUUGUUAUUUCAUGCUAAUCGAAGAUAAGGGCCAGAAUAGCGCUAUGGUAGUCCCAGUAUCUAAGUAUACUAUGCUGGAGCCUAUAAUUAAACCUAAAAAUCCAACAAGCGUUACGGAGCCGCGUGCGACAUCGAGCAAAACUAUAAUGGAUGAGCGUCUAAAGAGACUAGGCAAAUUUGAUGAUAUAACAGUGCCUGAGGAGGCUCCACGUGAUGGCUCACCUCAGCCAUCAUCCCGUAACAAGGUUACCAAGAUCCAAUGGGAUUAUGACGGGGCACCAAGUGAUGAUGAAGAGUUGUACCCCCAGGAAGAGCAUGAAGAUGAUGGAGAUGACCCGCUUAACCAGCCUCAAUUGACGUUAUACGGUCACAAAAUGAAGACGCUGUUACAACAACAGAUCGACCGUGAAGUUGACGAGGAGUUGCGGGAGUACUCCGAAGAGGACGAGGGUUCUCAAGCAUCAUCUUCAGCUAAACAGCAGCGAUCGCAGGAAGCCCCCGAGGCGCAGCCAACCAAGAAGCCUAAAAUGGAUAUCGAUAGGUUCCAGGCUAUCGAAGAGCGUGUUUUAGCCUUUUUACGUGAGAAUAAUGGUAAAGUGCCGGUGAAGGGUGUCCUUGCUCACUUCAACAUCACUGCUAAGAAUGACGAUUUCCGUAGAAUACAGAAUGUGAUUCAAAAGAAAUGUACUAUGAGUAGUGAAGAUAAGGAUAAUAAGAAGAUCAAGUUCAUCUCGUUGAAACCUGAAUUUAUGUGA
Messenger RNA from Babesia sp. Xinjiang, 1104 nucleotides. RefSeq lists its product as uncharacterized. The transcript has 8 exons. The coding region runs from base 1 to 1104 and encodes 367 amino acids. Lineage: Eukaryota; Apicomplexa; Aconoidasida; Piroplasmida; Babesiidae. The record is from RefSeq and is a predicted model, not a curated record.